AGUACAUCACAAUAGAUACGUCGAUAUCAGAAGUAAGAUAAAAUCAACAAAUUGUGUUAUUUAUAAAAUGAAAAUAAUCCAGACAGCCAAUUAAUUUGCCUCACAAUAAGAUUGAUAUCAAACGAGUCUUCACAGAUGCAAAGCCAUUAAGACGAUUAGGCUAGUGAAAAAACAUAUUGAAAAACAUCCUUGACAUACUCUUCUCAAUCAAUUAUUAUUUCUACAUUCGAAAAUAACCCUGUCUAUCUGUUAGCUUAACCCAAAAUAAUGGAGGAAGAGCAGGCCACUAUUGAGAGCCAGUUCUUUGCAUUCGCCAAACUAUUCGACAGCAAGAAUAGAACUGGUCUCACAAUCACUCUGUGGAACUCUGACUACUGGAUGCGUCAAGCCAGCCUUCUUGACGAUAGGAAGCUCACCAUGACCGAUACGGGGAUUUUGUUUAAUAAGUUUGGUAAAUCUGAAAUAGAUAUAAAUGAAUGGCUUACAUUUGUGUCUGAACUUUGUGCGAGGAAAGAAUUUAAUGAAGAAAGAUUCUUGGAGGUAUUGACGAACUGCGGUCUACCGGGGGAGACGCCUGUCGAGGUACCGCAGUACCGAAAGUUCUUCAGCACUUACAAAUCAAAACAUGCCUUGGUUGGCUGAGAAAUCUUGCUUUAAUAUUAUGUUAUCCUUCGUCCUCGUUUGGAUAACUGAAUUGUUAAACUGUUAAAAUACUAGGCGUUCUAAAUCUCUUCGCGUUUCCGAUCUUUAUGUAAUUAAUGUUGUCCACUCCAUUUAUACGGAAGCUAUCGCACUGUUAUUUUGCAACGUCUAUUUGGGCAGCGCGAGACGGCGAGCUUGUGCCUGUUCCCACAAACACACGAAAAUCGUAAAGAAAACGUCCCGUCGACUUGUCCCACCAUUAGCUUUGACUAGAAAUUUACUAGGCGCCAACGUUUUUUUUAAAUUUAGUAGGAUACCGGCCGUACAAGUAUAAAAAUAGAAUUUCAUUAGCGGUGUGCUAUACCUUCCUUAAAUAAUCCUCAGUCUGAUUAAUUUAAAACGAUUUUUCAUUAGCAUUGUAUGUCAUCUUCGUUUUUUAUUCACCGCUCGGGAGCCUUUGAAUUGGCUAUUAAUACUGUUUCGCCGAAGUUUUUCUAAGCGUCUAAGAUUGAAUUAUACAGAGCGUUUCUUAAAUUGUAAUUAUACCUCAUGAUGUUAAAAUAUUUUUGGCUUAGUUUUGCGGUAUACUUAAUUAAAGUUGAACCGUAGGUCUUGUAUUUCUGAUCGCGGUUUAUUAAUAAUAAUGUUUUUACCUUAUUUUUAUUAAUUUCGCCGUUUCUCUUUCCAAACCAGAUUGCGUUGACAUUUGCCUUUUCUACAGAUUUAAUACAUGAAUUUUAGAAUGUCGGCCUUUACCUGAUGAUUUAGUUAGUUUUUAUUUUUAAAGGAAUUGUACUCUACUACUUUU
Trichoplusia ni (cabbage looper) is the source of this 1450-nucleotide messenger RNA. RefSeq lists its product as uncharacterized. Gene Ontology annotation, molecular function: tubulin binding. The record is from RefSeq and is a predicted model, not a curated record. Lineage: Eukaryota; Metazoa; Arthropoda; Insecta; Lepidoptera; Noctuidae. The transcript is spliced from 3 exons. Bases 268 to 642 code for a protein of 124 amino acids. Gene Ontology annotation, biological process: microtubule polymerization.